CGAGAUACAUGUGCAGGUUCUUCGUCUCACAGACGUGAGCAAAACAGACACGGGGGAUGCGUUCUCCUCGUGUGUGCGUGCUCAAGUGUAGACUGGGGCGCGUCAAGGAAGGUGCAAGCGUUGCCCCCCAUCCCUCCACUCACUCCUACCUUCGUUGAGCUCUGCAGAGGACCGAGACCUCACUUCCCAAUUUCGUCCGCGAUGUCAACGUCGAAGAUCAAGUCGCCGGCCCUCGACUCGCCCACUGCUGCCUACGGGAGCAUCUGGGAUGCGCGUCCACGCAAAUACAAGAGCGUGCUGUUCCAAGUAUGCGCCUUCAUCCUCAUGAUGGAGCUGUCCGAGCGUCUGAGCUACUACGGUAUCAACCAAGGCCUCAAGAACUUCAUGCAGAAGAUCGGCUGGAGCCUCGUAUCAGCCAGUGCACUGAAAAGUACCUGGACGUCCAUCUGCUACAUCACGCCAUUGUUCGGCGCCUAUCUGGCCGACGAAAAAUGGGGACGUUACCGUACGAUCCUCAUCUUCGGUAUCUGGUACUGCAUCGGUGACUUCCUGGUGGCCAUCGCCGCCCACCCAGACAUCAUGACUGAGAAGGCCAUCGUUAAUCCGAUCUUCGUUAUCGGAUUAUUUGUCGGUAUUGGUGUCGGUACUGGUGCUAUCAAGUCGAAUGUCAUCACGUUCGGUGCCGACCAGUUCGACCCGAACGACCCCAGUGAGGUACACCAGAAGGAGACGUACUUCUCGUACUUCUACUUUUGCAUUAACUUCGGCGCCGCCUUCUCGUACGGAUACCUGUCUGUACUGUGCGUAGAGGGCUCGGCUCAGAUCCCGGCUGAGUAUGGCUACUUCGCUACGUACAUGAUCUGUGCAGUAGUGAUGGUCGUCGCCAUCUUCUUCUUCAUUGUUGGCUCGCCUCGCUACGUGCACAUGCCUCCUAAAGACCGCUCCAUCUCGACGCUGUUGCUCCUGCUCAAGGAGAGCGCACAUACGUCUCGUGACGGAGCCAUUGUGGUCACUGGUGCACUUCUACUGCUCUUCUCUCUGGUCGUAAAUAUCGCCUCAGCGUUCAGUGCGGACAGUGGACGCGCGGGUGAAGCGCUGUCUUACGUCGCUGCUGCUAUGGUGCUGGUUGGUGUGGUCUGCUGGGUGUAUGCUGCUCACGACCAGUCCUUCAUGGACAGCAUGAAGGAGAGUCAGGGCGGCCAUUUCGACGAUACUCAAGUCGACGGCUACAAGAAGCUGGUGAGCGCUCUGCCCUUCGCUGCCUACACCAUCAUCUGGCAGUGUGCGUACGACCAGACGGACGCCAACUUCCAGUCUAUUACGCAGCAGUGCGACCUGCGUCUGGACCGUAGCGACCCGGACAGCUCCCAGAUCCCUGGCGCCAUGCUUGGUGUGUUCGACCCGAUCUUUAUCGUGAUCUGUAUCCCUAUUCUGGACUCUAUUGUGUACCCGUUCUACGAGAAGCGCUUCGGUAAGCCGCCCAGCCAAUUCGGCCGCGUGUGCGCUGGUCUCAUCGUCGCUGCUGUUGGCAUCUUCUGGUCCGGUAUCUUCGAGAUUAUUCGUCGUAACGCUGGCCCCUUACAAGACGCUAACGGUGAUCCGAUCCUUGACGGCGGUAGCGACCAGCCCAUGAACGAUAUCUCGUGGGCUGCUGCUAUCCCUAACUACGUCUUCAUCGCCCUGGCUGAGUGUCUGAUCAACGUGACAGCGUACGAUGUGUUCUACUCCGUGGUGCCUCUCGGUCUUAAGAGUACGUCGCAGAGUGUGAACCUCUUCAUGAUUUCCGUGGGAAGUGUCAUGACCUCGGUCUUCACGAUCAUGUUCUCGCCCUACCUCCCGUCGGACGACCUGAACGACGGCAAUCUCGAGUACAUGUUCUUCACUGUGGGAGCUGUCAGUGUCGUCAACUUCUUCGCCUUCUACUUCACCAUGAAGAAGAUGAACUUUGGCAUGUCCAGCAGCACCACCAACGACGAGUUCGACCUCCAGGGCAAAGAUUCCGUCGCCUCACGCCACAGUGUUGCGGCUACCAAGUAAACCAACAUUCGCCAGCUUGUCGUUAUGAUGCAAUUCGCAAUACAUAGUUUAACCUAGUCUUGUUAACCAAAAUCUUACGAAAACUUUUCGAAAAAUCGCUGA
This is a messenger RNA of Phytophthora nicotianae INRA-310, 2139 nucleotides long. RefSeq lists its product as hypothetical. Gene Ontology annotation, biological process: transmembrane transport. Gene Ontology annotation, molecular function: transmembrane transporter activity. The record is from RefSeq and is a predicted model, not a curated record. Lineage: Eukaryota; Oomycota; Peronosporomycetes; Peronosporales; Peronosporaceae. Gene Ontology annotation, cellular component: membrane. Bases 202 to 2037 code for a protein of 611 amino acids. The transcript has a single exon.